AUGGCGGGAGAAUUGCGGCGUCCUGAGCAACUACGCUUAAAGUGGGAAAACUUAAAGAAGUCAUCAAAGAAACGCAAUGAAUUGACAAGGCAAAAUAAUUUAAAGACUGGUGGUGGAAAGAUGUACAUGCCUCCUGAUGAAGCACUAGAUUGUGUAACAUCUAUGUUAGGUGCAACAUGCACGGGGUUCGCUGUGGAGUUUGGUGGUGAUGGGGAAAGUGAAAUGAUUCCACCAGAUGCAGUGGUGGAACUCAUGGAUUUACAACCUUUACCGGAGCAUUGA
Messenger RNA from Parnassius mnemosyne (clouded apollo), 282 nucleotides. NCBI's taxonomy places the organism in Eukaryota, Metazoa, Arthropoda, Insecta, Lepidoptera, Papilionidae. The record is from the annotation of a GenBank genome assembly.